Molecule: messenger RNA, 249 nt
Organism: Ilex paraguariensis (yerba mate)
Lineage: Eukaryota; Viridiplantae; Streptophyta; Magnoliopsida; Aquifoliales; Aquifoliaceae
Source: the annotation of a GenBank genome assembly
AUGCCACAUGAAUCCAAGCAUACUUAUGCAUCAUCUUCACAUGGAACACAUGCUAGAAUGCACAAGGCUGCUUAUACCUCCAAGGUCAAGAUUGACGUACACAGACCCGGGGAGAAGAGAUUUAGUCCUUUAUUCAUUCCCCAACCUAACCCGAAUUUUAGGAAAGCAAAACAAGUUUGGGUGACUAUGAAGAACCUUGAGAAAAUCACUAUCUCAACCAAGUUGGAGGUCCUGAGUGCUUCUAGCAAG